AUGGCCACUACAGGAAGAAGACUAAUUAUAGAUGGAAAAGACCAUAUAGUAGGAAGACUAGCUGCUUUUGUAGCCAAGUCACUUAGAGAAGGAUAUGAAGUGAUAGUUUUAAGGGCAGAAGGUCUAAUCUUCUCUUCACCAAUUGACCGAAUGAUAAAGAUAUACAAGGAUAAGCAAAGGAAGAGGUGCUUAGUUAAUCCUAAGAAAGGACCUUUCCACUUUAAAGAACCCUCUAAAUGCUUCCGUAGAGUUACUAGGGGUAUGCUUAACUAUAAACGUACAAUGGGUUUAGAAGCCUUUCAACGCUUGAAGGUUUAUGAUGGGAUUCCUUUAGCCUUUGAGAACGUUGAGAAGGUUGUUUGCAGUCAUGCUUUAGCUGAGACUCAACUUAAUCCAGUGACUAAACGGUGCACAUUAGGAGAGAUAUGUACGCGGAUGGGAUGGAAUAAUGGAGAGAUUCUGCAGAAGUUUGAGGAGCAGAGACUAGCACGGGCUAAAGUAGUUGCUAAGGAGGAGUCUCAGAAGCAGAAGAAGAAGCAAGAGGUUCUUAAUAGUGAGUCUUUCCAGCAGGAGCUCAAUGACGUAAUUGCCAAGAUUGAAUAA
Messenger RNA from Nematocida homosporus, 603 nucleotides. RefSeq names its product large subunit ribosomal protein L13Ae. Bases 1 to 603 code for a protein of 200 amino acids. The record is from RefSeq and is a predicted model, not a curated record. Gene Ontology annotation, biological process: negative regulation of translation; translation. Lineage: Eukaryota; Fungi; Microsporidia. Gene Ontology annotation, cellular component: ribosome; cytosolic large ribosomal subunit. The transcript has a single exon. Gene Ontology annotation, molecular function: mRNA binding; structural constituent of ribosome.